Lepisosteus oculatus (spotted gar) is the source of this 3753-nucleotide messenger RNA. RefSeq names its product heterogeneous nuclear ribonucleoprotein A3 (gene hnrnpa3). The record is from RefSeq and is a predicted model, not a curated record. Gene Ontology annotation, molecular function: mRNA 3'-UTR binding. Gene Ontology annotation, cellular component: catalytic step 2 spliceosome. NCBI's taxonomy places the organism in Eukaryota, Metazoa, Chordata, Actinopteri, Semionotiformes, Lepisosteidae. Gene Ontology annotation, biological process: mRNA splicing, via spliceosome.
GUAAAUUAUUGAGUAGCUGAUGAACAUGCAUCACGUGGAGAUCGGCACUUCCUUCUUCCGUUCAGAAGCGAGGAGAAAAGGAGUUCACUGCAAAAUGGAGAGCCAUGACACCAAGGAGCCAGAGCAGCUGAGGAAACUGUUCAUUGGGGGUCUGAGUUUUGAAACCACAGACGAGAGCUUGAGGGCACAUUUCGAACAAUGGGGGAAGCUCACAGAUUGUGUGGUCAUGCGAGAUCCAGCAAACAAGCGCUCGCGAGGAUUUGGAUUCGUGACGUACUCCUGUGUGCAGGAGGUAGAUGCAGCCAUGUCAGCCCGCCCACACAAAGUUGAUGGCCGUGUUGUUGAGCCAAAAAGAGCUGUUUCCAGAGAAGAUUCCUCAAAACCUGGUGCUCAUUUAACAGUAAAGAAAAUAUUUGUUGGAGGGAUAAAAGAGGAUACAGAAGAGUACCAUCUGAGAGAGUACUUCGAAAAAUAUGGAAAAAUUGAAAGCAUUGAAGUAAUGGAGGAACGCCAGACUGGAAAGAAAAGGGGUUUUUGCUUUGUAACGUUUGAUGACCAUGACACAGUUGAUAAAAUUGUGGCCCAAAAAUAUCACACAAUCAAUUCACAUAACUGUGAAGUCCGAAAAGCACUAUCAAAACAAGAAAUGCAGGCUGCUGCAAACCAGAGAAGUCGUGGUGGCGGCGGCUCUGGGAACUUCAUGGGUAGAGGUGGAAACUUCGGAGGAGGCAAUUUUGGCCGUGGUGGCAACUUUUCUGGAGGAUAUGGAGGGGGCAGAGGAGGGUAUGGAGGUGAUGGAGGUGGCUACAAUGGAUUUGGUGGAGAUGGGGGAAACUAUGGAGGUGGCCCUGGGUAUGGUGGAGGGCGAGGUGGCUACGGGGGAGGUGGACCAGGAUAUGGUAACCAAGGAGGAGGUUUUGGAGGAUAUGAUAAUUACAAUGAUGGAGGCAACUUUGGAGGAAACUUUGGUGGUGGUGGUGGAAACUACAAUGACUUUGGAAGUUAUGGUGGACACAACUCUAACUAUGGGCCUAUGAAAGGCAGCAAUUUUGGUGGCCGGAAUUCAGGUGGUCCCUAUGGUGGUGGCUAUGGUUCAGGAGGAGGAAGUGGAGGUGGAUACAGUACACGGAGAUAUUAAAUUUUAGUAGAUAUGAGCUUUAAAUGGGUUAAAUAGAAACAAGUAAGAAGAACUUGACCGUGUGGUGCGCUGCAAGGUAUCAUUGUUAAAACAACAUUGUUAUGAUUGAUUUGCUUUACUAUCAAGUAAUUUUUUAAAACGUUUUAGUGUUAACUCUGAACUAGAAUAUUAGUAAAUGGGGUGCAAAAGGUCAGAUUUUUAUGUUUUAUGCAGCUCUAUAUUUUAAAUCAUGUAUGAAGAGCAAGAUCUCUAGAUUGUUAAAAGAUUUUGAGAAGUGACCAACAGAUGUAAUAAAGUUGUCUAGUAAAUUGUCUGAUGAAGUAUAGUGCAUCAUUGGUUCAGAAUACAAAGUUGAUGUGUGUAUUGUCAUGCUGUUUCAUAUCCAUUUUGUCAAGUGUAGUUCUUUUAAAUGCCUACAGCAAAGUUUUUUGUUUUCUUUGUAUCACGAUGAAGUGAAGCUACUGCUAGUUCUAGAGUGGUGCUAAAAACCCAGCAAGUGACAGACUAUAACAUGCAGAAUAAAACCACUUCAGACUGCAGUUGGGCUUCAUUAGACAAUUGGAUGAAAACACGUGACUUAAGACAGGACUUCUUCUGCCUGAGCAAUGUGGACCAGUCAGCCUAAAAUUACACAAAGACGAGGCAGCACCAACAGCUACAUCUUCGAGGAAAGCAUGCCCUAACUGUGCUGAUAGUGAGCGACUUUCUGGAGGCUAGCUAUAUCUUCCAAGAGCAGCUGACGAUAUGGAAGAAAGUCUAGGAAGAGUUCCACGGCAUUUGGAGUCACCUUGAGUCGUAGCUACUUCAGUUGACAGAGAAAAUGCACGCUAGGUCUAGCUGUCAGACCUGAAAGGAAGGGGAGUGAGUAUAAGGUUUGCUUUCUCAAUAAGUAUUUUGAAAUAAAGAAGAUGGAGCCAUAACUUAGGAAAAGGUAAGAGUAACCACUUUGCUUGAUUUACAGAUGGAAUAUGAAGCUGUCUGCUUUACGAAUGAAAAUCUUUUAUGACACGUAAACAUCGAAGGUUCUGGAUGGGUAAGGCGAAGGAUUUUUUUAUAUUUAAGGUAUAUAAGGUAUACAAAAAUGGGCGGCACUGUGGUUAGCAUUUCUGCCUCGCAGCGCUGGGGCCCUGGGUUCAAUUCCUGGGGAGCUAUCUGUGUGGAGAUUGUAUGUUCUCUUUGUGUUUGCUUGGGUUUCUUCCAAGUACUCCAAUCUCCGUCUUCGUCCAACAACAUAUUGGUAGUUCAAUUGGCGUCUCGGAAAAUUGGCCCGAUAUGAGUGUGUUCAUGUUUGUGUGUACCCUGCGAUGGACUGGUGUCCCUUUCAGGGUAUAUGCUGCCUUGAGCCCAAAGCUUGCUGGGACAGGCUCCAGCUUCCCCGUGACCCUGAAUUGGAUAAAUCAGCUGAAUUAUAUUUUAAAACAUAACCUACAAAUAGCUAAGGUGAAAUAUUAUCAGAAGUUUCUUGUCCGAAUUACGCUACGUGGCUCUUUUGCCACUGUUUGCAUGUCUUCUAAAAUGUAUGUUUACAUUUAUGAACAUGAGCAAAACACUGAAUCUCAUACUUUUGUUGAAACUACCUGAUGUCUAACAUCCAAAAAAACAAUUAAGUAGAAGACCUUGGGAGUGCAUUUACCAUAUUUUGAACAUAUCCUGUGCUACUAGUGAAAUUAACUUUUGAACCCUAUACAGUUUGAUAAAAAAAAACUUUAAAUGGUUUGAUGUCAAAUUCUGCACUUGGUCAGACCUUUGAAAUCAAAGGUAACAGUUUGCAAAUGUCAAAUAUAACUGCAUUAAUUUACUGCAAGCACCACACUCAAAUUGUGUACUGUUCAGUUACUGAUGCACCAUUGUAAAAGAUUCAAUACCAGAAGGGUUUGUUAAGAGAUUUGGGAUUGAAAAUUCCUUCUUCUAUGAAUGAAAAUCUUUCUUCAAUGUAUUUUGCUUUCACAUUUAAAUAUAUAUAACUCAUGAGUAUUCAACAAAAUAAACAGUAACCAUUUUAGCAGUCUAGCGUUUUGCAGACAGAGCAUAAAGCUUUAGAUUCUGCACAGUGUAUGAAUUAAGUAGUUCCUUGUCUUCGGCAAUAGUGGGUAGUGACCCAAAUAACAUUACUUGUUAAUUUAUAAUGCUGCAUUUUUAACAACUUGAGCACCCUUACAAAUCUGUACGAAUUCUCUGCAUUAUUAAAUGGUUUUGAUAGCUAUAGAAUUUGAAUGAAACUGGAUUGCCUGAAACCUUAACAGACUGAAUGAGAGACCAUCAGUAUUCGUUGAUGGCAUAAUACUGGUGGUAGUAAAGCUGUUCAUUAAAUAUAACAUUAUAGAUGUAGCUUCGUUCUGUUUUUCAUUGACAGAUUUUCAUGAGGUUCUGUUCUAUAUCCCAGAAGAUUUUACUUCUCAUUACAGUACUCGUUUGUUCCUAGUGCAUUAAGCAAAUUUAGUGUGACCAUAUUGUUGGAAUUGAGGAAAUGAACACAUGUUAGAAAACACCUUUUUUUUAUAGGAGUAGUUCUGCACCAAAUUAAAAUGAAACCCUUCCUGGAAUACAUCUUUGAGCUAUACAUAGAAUUAACACUCUCUACUUUAUUCUGUUAAAUAAAGAUAUUUUUUCUAAAA